AAAUGCUUCUCCGAAACUAAACCCCAUCCCGCCCGCCGAAUUCAGGACGAAGGCCCGGCCAGUACGGGCUUCCCUGGACAGCCGGAGGCGCCCCACUCAGGCCCUCCCGUAGGCGGUGAGCACCCCGGCCGGGCAGCCCUUCGCAUCCGACUCAUUACCGGAAGCGCCCCUCACAGUCUCGCCGGUGCGCCGGCGCGCACGCGCACCUGUUUGCCGACCCGGAAGCGGCUGACCGGAGAGAAGGUCAAAUCGGCUCCUGAGGGCUUUUAACUUGCUCAUUUCUGCGUCAGAACCUCAGUCCCCAGGCAUACACCCCUGAGGUGUGGGGUGUCUACGCACAUUCGAGUCCCUUCACCCGCGCCUCCCACCGCGGAUUGACGUCUCAAGACCCAUCUUGCCUGGGAGAGAAGCCCAGAAGAGGGAGAAGAAGAAAGCCCAGGAGUCAGGAAUGACUCUUUCUCAGGAACGGUUGACCUUCAGGGAUGUGGCCAUCGAAUUCUCUCGGGAGGAGUGGGAGUGCCUGGACCCUGCCCAGAGGGCCUUGUACAGGGAUGUGAUGGUGGAGAACUACAGGAACCUGGUCUCCCUGAAUAUCUCUACUAGAUGUAUGAACAAAGAAUUACCACCAAAAGACAACAUUAAUAAUGGAGAAUUAUUCCAAACCUUGAUUUUGAAAAGACGCAUAAGUCAUGACUUUGACUUCGGUUUGAGGGUUCAGCAAGAUGGGAACAAAUUUGAGACUCAGUGGCUAUGUGAAGAAAAAAAUUGCAAAGGAAUGACUACAUCCCAUUAUAAAAAUCUCACUUGUAGAGAAGACCAACAACAUCACAAGUUCUGUAAUGAUUUUCCUGUAAAGCAUAGUGUUUCUGUAAGAAAUAGUAAAUCUCAAUACUACAAACAUGAUACGUCGAAUAACGCACUGAAAAACAAGGCAGGCUCUUCAGGAAAUAAGUAUAGGAACUGUUUGGACAAUAGGCUUGGUUUAAGCUUUCAUUCACAUCUGGCUGAACUGCAGAGAUUUGAAACCCAAGAGGAAAUUCAUGAAAGUAACCAAGUUGAGAAGUCUACCAAAAAGUCCUCAGUUUCACCCCUUCCAAAAAUUCCUUCUAGUGUCAAAACCAACAUUUCUAACAAGUAUGGGAAGGUUCUUACACAUUCUUCAUUACAGACACAACAUCAGAAAACACCCAAAAGAGAAAAACCUUACAAAUGUAAAGAAUGUGGGAAGACUUUUAGCCAUUGUUCAACCUUAGCUACUCAUCAAAGAAUUCAUUCUGAGCAGAAACCUUACAAAUGUAAUGAUUGUGGCAAAGUCUUUAACAGGUUCUCAAACCUCACAAGGCAUCAGAGAAUCCAUACUGGAGAGAAACCAUAUAAAUGUAACGUAUGUGGUAAGGAUUUUAUGAUACGUUCACACCUUUGGGGACAUGAGCGAAUUCAUACAGGAGAGAAGCCUUACAAAUGUGAUGAGUGUGGAAAAGCCUUUUCUGAGUGUUCAAAUCUUGUUCAACAUAAAAGAAUCCAUUCUGGAGAGAAACCUUACAAAUGUAAUCAGUGUGGUAAGGAAUUUAUCACCCGUUCACAUCUUUGGGGUCAUGAGAGAACUCAUACUGGAGAGAAACCUUAUAAAUGUAAUGAGUGUGGAAAGGCCUUCUCUGGAAGUUCAAAUCUUACUCAACAUAAGAGAAUUCAUGCUGGAGAGAAACCAUAUAAAUGUAACGUGUGUGACAAGGCCUUUAGUCAGAAUUCAAGCCUUACAGUUCAUCAGAGAAUUCAUACUGGGGAGAAACCUUACACAUGUCGUGAAUGUGGUAAAGCCUUCAAGCAAUACUCAAGCCUGAGUAGACACCAGAAUAUACACAGAAUGAAGAUAUAGAUGUAGAGCCUGUAGUAAGGCUUUUAUUAAAUGAUCUCAUAUUUGGAGUCAUAAGGGAAUGCAUAUUGCAAAGAAACUUUACAAAAGAAUGGCAUGGCCUUCGUGCCAUGAUUUGACCUCAGGAAUCACCAAAGAGUUCAUGUUGGAGAAAACCCUAGAAAUACAACUUGUGGUGAAUUGCUUAAGUAAGUUGUACAAUGUACUGUACUUGAGAGAAUUCUUACUAGUGAGAACUAAGUCUAGUUCUUGAAGAUUAAUCAAAUCACAUGUCAAACUCUGCAGGAAAAUUAGAAGUCAAAGUGAUUUAAAAUUCCUAAGACAAUGGGUAUCAAAGGAGCAGGGGCAUCUAUGGAAAUGCCCACUUAAUCAUCAGUUUAUAUAGUCAUUUUACUCAUUUAGAUGUUGUGAUGAGGCUUACUUUAUUAUUGAAUUUGGAUCUGUGGUAGAAAAUCUAUUAAUGAUGUUAUGUCUUCAUCAUAGACCUUCCAUGUGUUGCCACAAUGGAACUUCUUGUUUUGGUCCUAAUGUGAAUGAUGGUUUAUUUUUAAUUUUCAAGUCAUUUGUUCCUUGCUGGUAUGUAGGAAGAUAGUUAACUUUUGUACUGUGAUCUUGUACCCCACAGCCUUGGUGUUAUUGCACAUUAGUAUUUUAUCUACCAUACUUUUGUGCAUCGUAUGAGGUGGCUUGGAAGUUCUGGUGACAGGUGCCACUCUAUCUUGUUUCUGGCAUCAAGACACAGGACUCUCUGUUACCAUACUAAUACCGAUUGAAUCUUGCAGUCAUUUAAGUCCAGCUUGGUUAUGGUGCAGGUUCUGGAUGUAUUGUGUUGGCAAUCAGAGUAUCCAGUUUGUUAAGGUCUCAGAAGCUUUAUGCGUUAUUGGUAUUGGCAUAUAAAAGAAAUCUUUGCACAUAAAUGGAAACUGGUCAUAGCCAAAAUUAUAAACAUACCAGUAAUCUAAAACAUGAGUACAAGUUAUGAAAACACCUAAGUGUAGAUCUAGAUUAUUAUUAUUAUUUUUUUUUUUUUUAGAUCUAGGUUAUUGUAAGAACAUAGCCUUCCAGCUUUUUCGGUAUAUCAUAAUGGUUUAAUCAUGUGCUUUGUUACCUCCCCAGUAAGUUUAAGUCCCCAUACUGCUGCUAAACAAGGAGUGAAGUUAGUGAAAUCACUCAACCCUGUGUGCCUAAGGUCUCCUCCUUAGAAUGAAAGUGGUAGUAGUCCCAUCCCUGAUUUUUGAUGAAUGAAGACUUUAAGUGCCUUGACAGCAGAGAUUCUUACAUUGUGAGUGUUUUUUAGAAUUCCCCAUUCAACUCUCAGAAGGCUCUUAAUGAAGCUAAAAUUAAAUAUUUUUUUCUUAAAGAUUUUAUUUAUUUGCAAAAGAGAAAGAGAGCGAGCAUGAAGAGGGGGAGGAGCAGAGGGAGAGGAAGAAGCAGACUCCCUGCUGGCCAGGGAGCCUGAUGUGGGGCUCAAUUCUGGGACUCCAGGAUCAUAACCUUAGCUGAAGGCAGAUGCUUAACCCACUGAACCACCCAGGUGCCCCUAGAGCAAAUGUGUUUUAAUGGGAAGUAAGCAUAAGUGAAGAAUACUAGUUUUCUUUUCUUUUUAAAAAAGAUUUUAUUUAUUUAUUUGACAGAGAUUAGAAGUAGGCAGAGAGAGAGAAAGGGAAGCAGGCUCCCUGCUGAGCAGAGAGCCCGAAUGUGGGGCUCGAUCCCAGGACUCUGGGGUCAUGACCUGAGCUAAAGGCAGAGGCUUUAACCCACUGAGCCACCCAGGUGCCCCAAGAAUACUAGUUUCCAGUUGAAAUGGUAAGUGUAGGUGAAACUUAGGUUCCCAUGCAGGAUCCCCCAAAGGAAGAGCAUCAUUCAUUGCAUCAGAUGACCUCCAGAUUUUUGAUGGGAGGAGUCAUCUUCAUAUCACAGAUGCUGAUUACAAUCCUGGGGAGUUUCUUUCUUCUUUCUUUACCUGUGUAUCUUCCUUUUUCUCAUAUGUGAAGGUUGAGGUCUACAGAUCUGAGUGUCAAGCACCUGUUUGUAGCCAACUUCUUAGUCAUCAUCUUCACAAGAAUCUCCAGCACCGUGACAGCUUUUGGGUAGGAAUAUUUUCUCCCUGAUCUUGGAUGUAAAUUUGUUUACUGGGUUACAGCGUGAUAUACUGUGCUAUAUUAUGUAAGUAUCUGAAGAAUCUGGAUGAAGGGGUGAAGUUUAUAAGGACUUUUUCAUAUGGUAUUUGCACAUUUUGUGUAUCUAAUUUCUUCAAAAUAAAAAGUACAGAAAGGCAGCAUGA
Molecule: messenger RNA, 4157 nt
Organism: Mustela lutreola (European mink)
Lineage: Eukaryota; Metazoa; Chordata; Mammalia; Carnivora; Mustelidae
Product: zinc finger protein 677-like
Exons: 4
Coding region: 449-1876 (475 amino acids)
Biological process (GO): regulation of transcription by RNA polymerase II
Molecular function (GO): DNA-binding transcription factor activity, RNA polymerase II-specific; RNA polymerase II cis-regulatory region sequence-specific DNA binding
Source: RefSeq, a predicted model, not a curated record